AUAAAAUGUUUUUCUAAAUAAAAUUAAUAAAUCCUUCAAACCAUCAUCAAUUCAACAAAAUUAGGGUUUUAUAUCUCCAUCUCUAUAUCUCUCUCUCUAUACAUACAUACAUACAUCUGUAUCUUUAUCUAUAUAAUCUUGAAAUUGAAUUGAAUUGGAUCUUAUUGAUUGGGGGAAAUAAUGGAAUCGGCAGCGGCGAACAGUAACAACAGCAACAGUAGUAGCAAUAAUAGUAAGAUGAUGAUGAUGAUGGAUGUAUCGAUAUCGGAUGACGUGGAUUUGAUAACUGAAACGCAAACCCUAGCCAAAGAAGCUUAUGUGAUGUUUCAGUUAGGAAAGUAUUCAGAUUGUCUUAAGCUCUUGAAUCAGAUCCUUGACAAAAAAGCUGAUGAUCCUAAGAUUCUUCAUAACAUUGCUAUUGUGGAGAACUUCCAAGAUGGAUUCUCAAAUCCAAAGAGAUUUUUGGAAGCACUUGAUAAUCUCAAGAAACGAAAUGAGAGGCUUGCUCAUUCUGCUGGGGAAAAUGCAGAGGCGUUGAACAGCAUGAUUAAAGCUGCGGGAAACAAGGGAAAUAGUGUUGCGGGCAAUUCAGCCUCUACCAUCAAUAAUGCCCAGGGUGUUUCAGCUGAUGAUUUUGAUAUAUCUAUGACAAUGUUUAACAUAGCAGUCAUCCUCUACCAUCUACAUGAAUAUGAGAAGUGUUCCUCCAUUUUGGAGAGAUUAUAUCAAAAUAUCGAACCAUUAGAUGAGAGGGUGGCACGUCAUGUGUGCCUUUUGUUACUGGAUGUUUCUUUUGUAUGCCACCAGGCUUCAAGAGCUGGAGAGGUGAUCAAUUACUUGGAAAAAGUGGGUGGCAAUAGCUUAGGUGGGAUUCAGGGUGAUUCCGGAAACUUCACUCAGCAACAGCAGUUAACGAAUCUUGUGACAAAAUCCACAUCAGCACCCAGCAACGUGAUGAUAUCGGAUCCAAUCACCUCUGAUUCGACUGUUAAUGUAAAUGGCCCCGAAAGUCCUUUAUCGCGAACUCUCUCAGAGGAAACACUUUACGAAUCUUUAAUGUCAACUCUCGAUGUGAGUGGAGCCCAAAACCUUACGAGACCUUCAAAUGAUCUCACAAGAACACAAGCUGAUGAUUCUUUCAUUACAACAUCCGAUCUAAGGCUGAAAGUGCAUUUAUACAAAGUUUGGAUUCUGAUCCUUACAAGAAAUCUUAAAGCAGCCAAACGUGAGGUCAAAUUGGCCAUGAACAUAGCUCGCGGAAAAGAUUAUUCACUCGCAUUGUUCCUAAAAUCUCAACUAGAGUAUGCUAGAAAUAACCACAGGAAGGCAAUAAAGCUUUUAAUGGCGUCAGUCAGUCAAACCGAGAAUGGAACUUCCGCUCUAUAUUACAACAAUCUUGGAUGCAUUUAUUAUCAACUUGGAAAAUACCAGACAUCUGCCGUCUUUUUCUCAAAGGCAUUAAGUAGCGGCUCUCAACUAAGGAAAGAAAAACCUAUGAAACUGUUCAAUUACUCGCAGGACAAAUCUGUCCUUUUUGCAUACAACUGCGGGUUAGUUUAUUUGGCUAGCGGGAAACCAUUACUUGCGGUUCGAUGUUUUCAACAGGCGGGUUCAGUUUUCUUCAAGCGGCCUCUCUUAUGGCUUCGGAUUGCCGAGUGCUGUAUAAUGUUUUCUGAAAAGAAAGCGGAUAUAGACGUUAAUGUUAUUGGAGGGGGAAAAUGGAGGCAACUUGUUAUAGAGUACGGGAAUUCAAGAAGCAUGGUACACGUUGAACCGAAUCUUUCACUGACGUUUGCUAAAAGUUGUCUUCUAAAUGCAUUACACUUGUUGGACUGUCCUGAUCAGUCACUCCCUGCUGGUUUGAAUAUAAAAGUGGUUCAGGGUCAAGGUCAGGUGAAUUCAAAUGGGGAAGUCAAAGAGUCAAAGGCGGGGAAUAGUGCGUUGCUGCAGAGCUCAAUUAACGAAUACGAGGGUCUUUGUGGAAAAGAGAACCAGAUGAUUUUGCAAGCUGUACUUGCUGACCUGGCGUUUGUUUACUUGGAACUGGGAAAUGCAGUGAAGGCGUUAGCUGCCGCUAGGUGUCUGUUGAGACUUACCGAAUGUUCUAGAGUUUAUGUUUUCCUGGGAAAUGUGUAUGCAGCUGAAGCUUAUUGUCUUUUGAAUCAACCUAAGCAAGCUUCUGAGCAUUUGUCGAGUUAUAUUUCGGGGCAAAGUAUAAUCGGAUUACCCUACAGCCAAGAGGAUUGUGACAUCUGGCAAGCGAGGAAAACCGUGGAUUUGGAGGAGCCUAAUUCCAAGAAUACCCCUUCCGUUAAUCAAUUGCUGCCACAGGGCAGCUUUAGCUCUAUUUUUAUCAAGCCUGAAGAGGCUCGCGGUGUCCUGUUGGCAGACAUGGCUGCCAUAGCAGCGGCUGAAGGUGACCUUGGGAGGGCACAGGAGGCUGUCUCAGCUGCAUUGUCGAUUUUACCAAGCAACCCUGAUGUUGUUCUUACCGCAACUUAUAUUGAUCUGGUGCGUGGAAACACUCAGGACGCAGUGUUGAGGUUGAAACAGUGCAGCCGUGUACGGUUUCUUGCAGGCACAUUAGCAGAGAAAUGAUGGCUGGUUAAAUGAGAAUUUGAGGCCUUGAGCAUCUGUAGGUAGGUGAAACAAUCCUUUGAAAUCAAGGAUUUGAUUUGUAACAUAUAUAUAGCUCAAAGUUCAGGGUAAAAAGUUGUUUUUUUUUCCGGUGACUCCUUAUGAGCCUUUUUUUUUUCUUCUUAUAAUUCUGUUGGUUCUUAGGGUUUAAGUGAUCAGUCGAUAUGAGACAAUGGUGGCUAACGGAGUUGCCCUCCAAUAGAUUUGAGAUGUAGUGGUAUCUUUCUUUUUUGAGCAUGUUGAUGUACUGAUUUGAAGAGAUGUUUAGUUGGUUUAAUGGGAGUUAAAUUCAAAUACUCCUUUGCUUCUUUGGUUCAAGCUAA
Messenger RNA from Erigeron canadensis, 2960 nucleotides. RefSeq names its product CCR4-NOT transcription complex subunit 10. Gene Ontology annotation, molecular function: protein binding. Lineage: Eukaryota; Viridiplantae; Streptophyta; Magnoliopsida; Asterales; Asteraceae. Gene Ontology annotation, biological process: mRNA catabolic process; negative regulation of translation. The transcript is spliced from 6 exons. Gene Ontology annotation, cellular component: CCR4-NOT complex. The coding region runs from base 181 to 2598 and encodes 805 amino acids. The record is from RefSeq and is a predicted model, not a curated record.